CACGUUCAGCCGCGGAGAGGACGGCGAGGGCGGGGUGGAUCCAGCCGGUGUCUCCUCUCUGCUGCAGCGGCCAUGCUGCGCCCCGCCGCCUCUCACCGCGCAUCCCGCUCCUCCGCAGGUGGAACCAGCCGCCGCUGCAUCCGUGCAACCUGGGUUAAAGCACAGGCCUGGUGCGGUUAGGCUCGGUCGUAGCGGUGAACCCGAACUGGAUCCGCUGGAACAGUCCGGAACGCGGCGGCGGUGAGGGGGGAGGAGGAGGAGAAAGCCUCCUUAGCAACAAACCGGUUUCACGGCAUUAUUGGAAUGGACAGGACACUGAGGACUCUAGAGGAUUAAACUGGCCUGAGAGAAAAAGCCCCAAAAUGGACUGGAUCACAGGGAUAAUGGUUUAUUGAUUUGGGUUUAAAGCAGGGCUACUUUUGCUUGGUCUGUUCAGCGACGUACUGCCUUCGAAAGCCAGACAACUGAGGUUAUGGUGGGGUCACUGAGACUGCAGUGUAGCCUGAGAGACGUGACUAAAUCAUGAAGCAGAAGAUUGACGGUAGGAGGUCUGGAAAGCUUGGCAGGCUUUCUUAGUAUUCAUCUAGAACUCUAUUCUGACGGGUCAUUAAGGUUCUAGACUGGCUCACCAACACUAUCUUACUUCUUAGUUUAUUGAAGUGGAGAAAAGGGCUAUUUUAAGGUCUAACCGUGCCACUUUGAUAGAGGACCACUGGAUUUACACUGUGCCCUGAUGCAAAGACAUAUUCCUGAACCACAUUUGUCACACUUUUAUUGAGAUUGGACCAGAAUUAGACACUUGAUUACAACUGGAUUUUGUUUUCCCUGAUAUCAUUUGAGGACCUCAAGUGACUGCUUUGAACGGGAAAAUCAUGAGGAACUUCAAAACCCUUUAGCACGACGUUAAACAGGUGUUUGGACUACAUUACAAAGAAUUAACUAGUUUCUGCUAUUGGAAUAUGAAUCAAAAAACUGGAUGAACUUUGAGUGAACCUAUUUCACCAUGUCUCUCAGUAAGACCCUUGAGUUGGAGCAUUUCGACGAACGAAACAAGGUUCGCAGGGGACGCUCUGCCCGACCUAAGAGAGAUGACUCCACUGGCAGCGGUGGGGGGUCUGGCCCCAGUUCCAGGGGCAGCAGCCUGGUUCCCAGUCCUGCCCAUAGCGCCAACUGUAGCUACUACAGGACCCGCACCCUGCAGGCCCUCACCUCAGAGAAGCGAGCCAAGAAGGUUAGGUUCUAUCGCAACGGGGACCGGUACUUUAAGGGCCUGGUGUAUGCCGUUUCUAGUGACAGGUUCCGGUCGUUUGAUGCUCUGCUGAUGGAACUUACCCGAUCAUUGGCGGACAACCUUCAUCUGCCGCAAGGAGUUCGUGCAAUCUACACCAUAGAUGGCAGCAAGAAGAUUACCAGUAUGGACGAGCUGGUGGAAGGCGAGUGCUACGUUUGUGCCUCAAACGAGCCUUACCGGAAGGUCGACUACACCAAGAUCUCUGUCCUGAGCUGGAAGCCCGGCGCCAGCUCUGGGGCCGGCACGUCGACCUCUAGCCGCACCCCAACGGCUUCAACCGGAGUGCCGACGAGCACCAGUGUUGUCUCUAAAGAUCGGCCCGAGGGUCGGGAGGGCAGGGAGAGCAAAGACUUCAUCAAACCCAAGCUGGUGACGGUGAUCCGGAGCGGCGUGAAGCCUCGCAAGGCUGUAAGAAUCCUGCUCAACAAGAAGACGGCCCAUUCCUUCGAACAAGUGCUGGCGGACAUCACGGAGGCCAUCAAACUGGACUCCGGUGCAGUGAAGAGGCUGUACACGCUGGAUGGAAAGCAGCUGACCUGCCUGCAGGAUUUCUUCGGGGAUGACGACGUGUUCAUGGCGUGCGGUCUGGAGAGGUUUCGCUACGCUCAGGACGACUUUGAGCUCACGCAUUCUGGGAAAACUGCGGCCUUCGUGAGCGAAUGUAGGACCAAAUCGUCUCGUCCAGCUGCUCCUCAGAAAACUCCCAAGACUCCCAGCAGCUCUGGCUUCUCCUCCUCUAAGACUCCACCCAAAGGCCUGUCUAGGACCAGAUCACCUGGUUCAGGCAAUGAGGCCUCAGGAUCCCAGUCAGCAGGAAAGUCAAACAGAUCCAGUCCGUCUCCCACCAGUCCCGGGACACAACGCAACCUAAAGAUCUCUCCUCGCCAGGCCUCCUCCACCGAUGUGAACGGCGAAGCCGAGCAGCCAGACGACGCUGAGGAAGUGAACGGAAACCGGACCGUCUCCUCGUCCACCAUCAACGACAAGUACAAGGUCGGAAAGGUGAUCGGAGACGGAAACUUUGCUGUGGUGAAGGAGUGUGUGGAGAGGUCGACAGGAAUGGAGUACGCUCUGAAGAUCAUUGACAAAGCUCGCUGCUGUGGGAAGGAGCACCUGAUAGAAAACGAGGUGGCGGUCCUGAGGAGGGUCCGACAUCCCAGCAUCAUCCAGUUAAUCGAGGUGGACGAGACGCCCACUCAGCUGUUCCUGGUCAUGGAGCUCGUUAAGGGUGGUGAUCUUUUCGAUGCCAUCACCUCCUCCACCAAGUACAGCGAGCGAGACGCCAGCGCCAUGGUGUUCAACCUGGCUGGAGCCAUCAAAUACCUGCACCGGAUGAACAUUGUGCACAGAGACAUCAAACCAGAGAACCUGCUGGUGUGUGAGUAUCCGGAUGGCACCAAGUCCCUGAAGCUGGGGGAUUUUGGUUUGGCGACGGUGGUGGAAGGUCCGCUGUACACCGUCUGCGGCACACCGACGUAUGUCGCGCCGGAGAUCAUCGCUGAGACCGGUUACGGUCUGAAGGUGGACAUCUGGGCCGCAGGAGUCAUCGCCUACAUCCUGCUCUGUGGAUUCCCUCCUUUUAGAAGUGAGAACAACGUCCAGGAGGAGCUGUUUGACCAGAUCCUCAGAGGGAAGCUGGAGUUUCCUUCUCCGGACUGGGACGCCAUCAGCCUAUCAGCAAAGAUGCUGAUUAGUCAGAUGCUUCAGGUGAAUGUGGACGCCCGGUUCACGGCUGAGGAGGUCCUCUCCCACCCCUGGGUGACGGACGAGGCACCAGGAGAAUCCAACAGUGUGAGCGGCCCUGAAGAUCACGCCGGUGAAGGCGCGCAGGAAUCAGAUCACGACUCUCCAGCCCUGGAGACCAAACAGGUUCCCUCACCACUGGUCUAGGUCGCCUUUCAUUCUCCUUUCAAUGUGACGCCCCACCCACCCACUGGUCUGAAGAAGUCAACUAGACCAACAUGAUCCAGUCUGGAGAGCAACUAGGAGCCAAAUAAUCCUCCUCAGGUCUACUCUUCAACAUCUCCAUUUAUCUGCUGGAAACCAAUCAUCUUCAUAUUCUCUGACCUGCUCCAGUACAUCGUCUGGAAAGUCAAACUAAAAUCUAGACUGAUUUUAUUAACGGUUAACUUCUGGAACAAUCUAGAAGACUUAUGUUCCUCAACUACUGACUGAAUACAUCAUAUCAAGUGUUGUUCCUCCUAGAGACCCGUCCAGCUCCUUGAUGUUAGAAAUAAAACCCAACCAGGCAGCGAUAGACAGACAAAUCUGCUGAGUACUUCUAGAUGUCUUCAGUACAUCUACAGUAUCUCUUCUCAGCUCUAGUCAGAAAUGUCACAUAGGUUUCAGAAGUUAGGCCUUUCUAUCAGAAAGGUUCUCAAAUAUCCCGUCAUCUAAAUACAUGGUGCUUAAAAACUGAACCAAGUCCAGUUUCUCACUUCUAGAACAUUUUACACCUUAGGUCUUGAUCUUUAAAACUGAUCUAGAGCUGGUUCCCGUUUCAAUGGAAGCUAAGCAAAUACUCUCAGAUCUUCUUCCAGAACAUCUUUGUAUCUUAUAUCUGGAAACUACAUGAGAUUCCAUUAUUUUAAACCCAAACACAAUUUAUUUCCUCUUCUUUGAUUUUCUUUCCUUACUUUGUUAUUCAGACAUGGAUUCAUUUUCGUGGGUACUGAUUCCACUGGUAACGGACCAGCUUCUCCAGUAUUAUAUCCAGUUUAUCUCGUGGAAAGUGUCUCCAUCCUCUGGUCCAGAGCGUGUGCCAGUUAAUCUCCUGAAGGUUUUGCACAAGGCCCGUCUCUACUGCUGAUGGGCUCUGUUAAAAAGGCUCGACUGAAAUCAACCCCUGCUGCUUGAAGGAACGCAGGGACACCAGGAAGGUGCUAUUGGACUCAUCCGACUGGACCGCACUGCCCGGAUACAUUGCCAUGGUUGUACCUCUGAUGGUUGUAAAAGGGAUCCGACUCUGAUUUAAUUACUGGAGAACACGCAGCUGAAUCCUUCAGAGCUGCUCUGGGUCAGGAAUAUCUUCCAUUUAUCUGAAGAUUUGUCCCAUUUCUUUCUCCUCCAUCUCUCCUUUGCUGGCCCUGAAGACUCAUUUCUUCUUCUUGCCAUCCACCAGCCGAGAUUGUGCUGCUGAUUCAUUCAUUCUUAAAUCUUCACCAAUGAUUCCAAAGGUCUAAUUACCAUAACCUUUUAUUUAUGUUCCCUAUACCUGAGUUACGUCCAGACUUCAUUUUUAUUACCUGGACAGUUCAAGCAUCGCUUCGGGGUUCCUGCUGAAGGACUGAAGUUAAGGACCAUGCUCCAGUCCAACCUCCGAGCUCGUUGCUUUUCCUCACUUUAUAUCAUUUUAGAUAAAAGGAAAAGACGUUGUAAAUACUGUAAAUACUGUUCAGUCUGUCAGUGUCUGUGCGAGUCUGUUGUGAAGUAGGGAAAUAGUAGCAGAUUGAAAAAUAAGUAGUGUUCCAAAAACAAGAACAAUCUCAUCGUAGACGCCUGGUGUCGGCACCCGGGAAAAAAAUCCUACCUAAAGACUUUUCUGGGAUGAAGAAAAGGAUUUUCCACAUCAUUAAUGAUCCAUUUUGACAUUUAAAAUGUAACUUCAGUAGUUAGGUAGUUGAUAAAUAAAUAAAAAACGGAGAUAUUUGGGAUUCAGGGUUUCUGGUGGGUGUUGACGACCUGUAAUGGAAGGAUUCUCUGACACAUUUUGGUAGCAAACACAUUAAUGAAUCUCUUUCUUUAUAUAAUCAUGUUACAUCCAACAAACGUACGUCUCCAUUUGCACUUUCCGUGAAACUGUUAGUCUAAAGGUGCGUGUCUGUUUGACGUUUUAGCUUUUGGAGAAGAGGAAUGUCUGAGAUGGGUGUUUGGAACCAGGAGAAAGCAGUUUCUGUCUAUUAAAACUUGAAAAGAAAGUGUCUAAAUAAACGCAUUGAACUGAUGCAGUGAUGCGACCUUUCCAUGGCCUUGACCUUUGGUUGGAGCUGCUCAUUAAGAGUUUGGCUGAAGCUAUAAACGUUGAAUUGGAUCUGUCAAGUAAGCUCACAAAUGCUUCGAAUUCAUUCAGUGAAAGGCACCAUUAGUUUGUCUUAGCUGGGGUUGUCUUACUAAUAAUGAGUUAUUUCAUUGGACCGGAUAAAGGUGAAGGUCCAAUCCUUUGGUUUUCUCAGGUAGAGAACUUCGUUUUUUAGGAAUGAGUUUUUUCUAAGCAUAAUCACCAGGUCUGGCUCAAGGUUGUAUGGGGCCUUCAGCAGAAUUUGAUUUGGGGCCCCUCUUGCUGUUACAUCACCACCAUUAACAGCGUUUCAACCCAGAUUUGGUGGAAUCUGGGAGAGGGGUCUGCUUUAAUUGGCUGACCUUAAUAGCAAACACGGAUAAUUGGGUAUUAAUUGUUGAGAUAUAUGAACAAACCGAGCUCAAGGAGAAAGAACGAUUAAACUCAUAGCAUCAGAUUGAAACUAUGUCAAACAGUGAAGAUUAUUCUUUAACAAAGUAAACUUGCUAAUUCCUUUGAAACAUGAAACUUUUCAUUUAUGUUUGCUGAAACCGUCCAAUCAAAUGUAAUACAAAUCACAUUUUAGAUUGAUGGUCUGUGGUCCUUAGCAGCCCUUAUUUCGCUUACGCCUUGGGCCGGCUCUGACUAUUACACGUUGUUGUGUUGGAGUCCUUUGGAUUUAAUUUAUAAGACAAAAUGGGCAAACAGUGAAGAAAGGACACAGAAUAAAUGUAACUUUAAUUGAACAAUAUAGGUUGAAUUAUUACAUAUCUGGAUACAGCUGAAUGCUACAUUUAAUAGACCAGUGAAAGUAUUUUUUACGUGUUGAUUUUGGGUACUUUACAAGCUUCAUGUUAUACUGUUUUGCUUGAAAGAAGCACCUUUAUUAAUGUGUUCAGCUGUAGGUACCCGUCUGCAGCCAAAGUGUUUAAGAAACUAACCAAUAUUAACCGAAUGACAUAUCAGUGGGACUUCAUUAGCCAGAAACAUGUAUCUGGAGAUUGGUAGUAAAAGUUUUACCCGCCUGUUUCCUCAGAUUGUUUUGUUGCCGUCUACUAAAAUCUUCCUCGUCACAUCUGAACUUAUUAACCAUCCCAGACUGCACUGUAAAAUGACCUUAGGUUUUGUUAUUGGGUCACCAACAGACCCGUCUUACUGAGGCCAAACUCUGGAUCAGCGGCUCGGCCUCUGACCUUCUAUGCCUGCUAUGAACCCAGUAGUCUUAAUUCUUUUCUCUUUGCUUUAUGCCAAACCAAGAGGAGCCUUCUGUUGUUGUUGUUCGUCCUGUUGACACCUGAGUCAAGACUAAAGUGGAAAUCUGUUCAGUUCACGGGAAUUUGGGUUAAAAACGUUGCUGCUACUUUGAUUUUACUUCAUCAGACAGUUAAAAAAUGCGCUUUAUGCCUAACAUAAAGAUAAACUCCUAAAUGGGGUGUUAGGAAAUCUUAAAGAAAUCCAGAAUAUGAACAAGCAAUCAUGCAUGCUGCAACAGUUAAAUGUAUCUGUAGUUGCAUUUAGGUUUAGUAAAUUCACCAACAUGUCUAAAAGUCUGAGCUUGAUUGUGUUGAUAGGAUUUUUUUAAUCUUUUUGUCAAUUUUGCUGCAUUUUCUUUCUCGCUGACAGGUCCCCAGUAUUAGUGGAGGAACACUCUCAUCUUUGUGGUUUCAGAAAGCUUGAGCUGGUUCUUUUUAAGCCAUUCUUGUUUUAUUGGCAUCCAGUGUCAGGCUUUUAUUGAAUCUUAGAUUGUGCAGAGCGGAGGUCAGAGAUAAAACCUGCACUGAAUUUUCCAACUAGAUUGACUCGGGUGGCUUUACGUAUUGGGCCCUGUGUGUGUGUGUGUGUGUGUGUUUACAUCACUUCAAGCCUCAUUAUUGAUCGCAAUUGAUUUUCAUUUGCAUGAAAUGAAAAAAAAAUAAUAAUUCUGAACUUAACUGGUCUAAUUUUUCUAAAAAUCAUGUUCAUUUUGCUCAUCUACAACAUAUUAAUGGCUGAAAUAUAUGCAAUAGAUCAUUUUGGGUUAAUAAUUUCCUUCCUGAGAUGCCUUUGAGAAAACAAGUCCAGUUCUGAAGUGAAGGAAAAGUGAAGACCGCAGCGUUUCUACUGACAUAUUUCAGACAUGUUUUAUGCUCACAAUAAGCUGUAAUGUUAAUGUGUGUUGAGUUAAAAACUUGUAUGUUUGCUGGGAUCUGGGAGGAAGUGGCAAAUCCCUCAUUUGUGUUGAGAAAAGAUGAAUUCAACUGUGAAAUAAAAGUCAUGCAGUGA
Messenger RNA from Girardinichthys multiradiatus, 7550 nucleotides. RefSeq names its product serine/threonine-protein kinase DCLK2-like. The transcript has 16 exons. NCBI's taxonomy places the organism in Eukaryota, Metazoa, Chordata, Actinopteri, Cyprinodontiformes, Goodeidae. The record is from RefSeq and is a predicted model, not a curated record. Bases 1004 to 3181 code for a protein of 725 amino acids. Gene Ontology annotation, biological process: intracellular signal transduction; protein phosphorylation. Gene Ontology annotation, cellular component: microtubule cytoskeleton. Gene Ontology annotation, molecular function: protein kinase activity; ATP binding.